UAAUUUAAAUUUAAAUUAAUAUUUAUAGUAUAAUAUCCGACUAGAAUUGUUAAUAAUUAAAAAUCUCUUUGUAAACUUAAGAAUUUCAUUUAAAAAAAUCUAGGUGUUUCUACUUAUUAUUAUCUUAUCAAGUAUCAAAUAGAUGAUGAGUUCUUUUGAUUUGUACAUGUCAGUGAAUCAUUAUAAGAUUCAAGUAGAUAUGAACAAAGUAUAAAUGUUAGAUUUUCAAUAAUAUAGUAUGGCUUUUUAAUAAUGUAAUUAUGGCAUUUAAUAAAAUUGUAUUAUUGAUGAUAUGGUGCGAAUUACAAUUAAUAUGGUCGCAAACAACUAUACCAAAAUCACUCAGAGAAUGUUAUAGAAACAAUGCAAUAUUAAAUCCCCGACUUCCAUUGAACUUGCGUAUAUUAGUAGACAUCAUACAGAAAAUGGAAAAACAAUGUUAUUCAAUAACAGAUAUGAGAAUAAUGUCUUCAUCAAUAUUACACAGAUUUAAGUUCGAUGGUGUUGAAUAUCAAGAGAAUAUUCAAGUUACAGAAAAUGUACUUCCAUUCAGUGGGACUGGUACACAACAUAUUAAACAUGAAUUGAUAAAAGAAUUAGUUCCAGGAAAUACAAAAGCUUUGCCAGUUCAUAUACUUUCACAAGAAGAGCGAUGUAUGCUUCAUGAAGCUAUUUCAAAUACAAUUUUGGAACCUUACAAUAAAAGCAAACAUAAAUCAUGUAGUCAUAUCAUAGAAAAACUAACAGGUAAUACUAUGUUUAAUGAUACAUGGAAUUGUCCAAGGCAACAAGGAGUGGUUCUAACACAAUAUGGUACUAUUACUCCUGGUGCAAUUAUAGGAGCAAUUGCUGCAUCUCUCCAACAUCAAAAUGUUGCUGUAAAUCAAUUAAUCACAAGCUUGGAUAUAUCUCCUUCAGAAAUGAAUUCUACAGAUACAUAUAGUUUACAAUUUAAUGAAGAAGAGGUCGAUUUUGUUCUUCCAAGAAGUCGAGCGAUUCAUAAACCAUUUAUGUGGUACAAUACUUUAAAUGUUUCAUCUAUGAAAAUUGAUAAUAUAUGGUUGACAACAGUUGCAGGCGAAUUAGCGGAAAUGGUUGUGUACCAAGGACCUUUACUAGCAAAUAAUAUGACUCUCGGUGCAACAGGAUUCUGGCAAAGUAUGAUGCGUCCGACAAUUUAUUAUCUCACAAGUUUACAUAACAAUUUUGAUGUAACUCGAGCUGAAUUAAUAGGAGGCAUUGAUGGGAUGAUUAUUGCAACUUAUUUACCAACCUGGAUUCAGGACUUUUACAGCCUUCGACUUAGUCAAAUUUUGGAAAUGUAUUACUCAUAUGAAGGUGUCACGUUUAAUGCAAAUGUGAAAGCUUGUGAUCGAGCACAAGCCUUUUUAUAUGCAGUGCCAAAGACUAUUUUAAAUGAACAGACUUAUGCCAUAGCUCAGAUGUUAGCUUAUCGUAAAAGCAUUGCGUAUAUUUCUCCUGAAGCAUUGAAACAACUGGUUGAUAUUGCAAUUGAAAAGUUUUAUACUUAUGCAAGGAAUCAUUUGUUCCCUAAGUUACCUUGUCAUCAAAUAAAUCAACCCCAAGUAGAAGCACUGAUUGCAUUUGAUGGUGCAUGGACAAUAGAAUAUACAAUAGACUUUCUUUCAACUCUUAUACAAGAUUUGGAUGUAUCAAUGUAUGGAUCAAAAAUGGGAAUAAUACAUGGUACUUCAGGAAAAUGGAUGUUAAAUGUUACAAACAGUCCAUCAAUCGCGUUUCAAGCAUUAAACAACUUUACUAAUACAACGUGGCCUACGAAAUUUAAUUUUACCCGAGUUUUGGAAACGGUAUCUAUUUACUUGAAAAGAACUUGGGAGUACAAUUACAAAAAUCAAAUAAUUGGAAAUUUUGGUCAGGUAGUUAUACUCUUAAUUCCAUUAGCUCACAUGUCCAAUAAUGAGAAAGAAUCAAUAAUAAUAUUAUUGCGUCAACUAAAACACGCUCAUCCAGAAGUCCAUUUUGUAUAUUAUGUAUCUCCAUAUAACGAAAAUUUAUUUGAAUCAUUUACUUUAUGGGAGGAAGAUUAUAUAAUAAAAAAUUCCAAUAUUGACACUAUUACUCAAUACGUAUCGAGAAUUCCACGAACAUUACGACCUGCGACAGUUGCAGAUGUAAAUAUAAAUAAAAAUGUCAUUCCCCAAUGGGAAGAUUAUAUUAGUCCUUCAAAAUCUAUUACUUACAGAAUACAUUCACACUGGAAACGAAAUAUGAAAAAGAUAGUAGUUACGAUUCAUACUUUUGGCUAUGGUACAAUGAAAGCCUGUGUAUGGGUAGGAUUUAAACCUAAUGAUAAACAAAAUUUGCAAUGUGCAGAAUUAUCUGGUUACAAAGAAGUUACAUUAACUGAUCACUUUAAAUGUACUAGUACUUUGUCUUGUCCUAAUUUUUAUCUUCGUACGCAAAACGUAACUUCUUUAUAUAAAUGUGCAGAAAUCGACUGUAAAACACCGGAUCAAGUAAGAUAUAUCAUAAGAACGAAUCAGCAAAAUGUUCAUUAUGAUAAUUCUGCGGAUAAAAAUGCAGUAUUGAUCUCAUUAAAUAUUUUAGCCUUAUCUGUAUUUCGAGUAUUCAUGUGAAAUUUGUUAUAUUUCAAGUUCUUCUAUGGAUACUUAUAAAAUUUUUUACUAUAAAAUUUAUACUAUUAUAUUGCGUAGAAAUUUAUUUAUUACUUAGAAAAAUACAAAUUUUGUUUUUACUUACAAUUGUUCAGGUAGAUUAAUAAUUGUUAUAUGCAUACUCAUACACAAAUUUGAUGAGGAAUUGAAAAUUACUCGAUGCAGCAAGCUCUCCCAGUUCAGGUUCUACCAAAAGCAUAUCAACUGGCGGAAGAAAUUCGUUUACUUGAUCACCUUGUUAUAAAUAAAACAGAAUAUAUUUUAUUGGUAUAUAUUACUUAACUUAAAUAAUUAAACUAUUUUUUCAAAUCGAAAAUUAAUAAGGUACCAGUAAAAUGUGCAAGGUCCAUUAAUUUGAAAAAUAUUGUUUCUUGUACUUGUUGUUCAGGAUUCUUUCCUAGGGUAUCCCACUGAUCCCGUUUAGCAGCUCGUGCCCAAAUUUGCAAUUUCAAUGACACCUUUUCAUCUUCUUGUUCCACAUAUUCAAGCAAAUCAAGAGCUUUCUUGAAGUCGUACUCAUUUGCAUCAAUAUUAUCCUCAGAUGUGUACAACUACAUCAAUUAUAUAUGUGAAAUUUAUAUCAAAUGUUUUAUAAAAUAAAUGUAUUUUAUAGUCGAAUGAA
This is a messenger RNA of Bombus pascuorum, 3279 nucleotides long. RefSeq lists its product as uncharacterized. The record is from RefSeq and is a predicted model, not a curated record. The transcript is spliced from 14 exons. Lineage: Eukaryota; Metazoa; Arthropoda; Insecta; Hymenoptera; Apidae. The coding region runs from base 261 to 2618 and encodes 785 amino acids.